Messenger RNA from Exophiala spinifera, 1764 nucleotides. RefSeq lists its product as uncharacterized. The transcript is spliced from 3 exons. Gene Ontology annotation, molecular function: transmembrane transporter activity. Bases 1 to 1764 code for a protein of 587 amino acids. The record is from RefSeq and is a predicted model, not a curated record. Gene Ontology annotation, biological process: transmembrane transport. NCBI's taxonomy places the organism in Eukaryota, Fungi, Ascomycota, Eurotiomycetes, Chaetothyriales, Herpotrichiellaceae.
AUGUCAGAAGCAUUAGGAGACAUAGCUCUGAAGCAAGAAGCUGAGCACCACGAAAUGGGACAGCUGAAGAAAACCAUUUCGCGGGAUACAUUGCACCGCAACGAGCUUGGCCACGAUGCUUCGGAACUCGACAACUACUGGGCUUCCCCACGGUUGAUUGGGUCCAUCUUUGCCACCUUCCUGCUAGCCAACAGCAUCUUCAUCGGCUACGCAAUGCCAGUCAACAUUCUAUCCGUCAUCAAUGCUGAUAUCGGCCCUUCGCCCAACCUGUACCUGAUCACGCUGGUGAACACCCUCUUCACUGGGGUAUUGCAUCUGUUCUUUGCUCGCCUCUCCGACAUCCUUGGUCGACGCUAUUUCCUCGUCGGCGGGCAGACACUCGGCGUCAUUGGAUCUAUCAUCUGUGCCACCGGCAACAGUGUCGACGUGCUCAUCGGUGGGAGCGUCUUGACCGGCAUCGGCGGGGCAGCAGGGUUAUUAUAUCCCGUCAUCAUACACGAGCUGCUUCCAAACAAAUACCGUCAUUGGGGCCAGGCUGCUAUAACCGUCACGGUCUUGCCCACGUUGGGCUUUGGCGCUCUGAUCGCGAGGUCCAUGAUUGCCCAUACCGCAGUUGGAUGGAGAGGAGUCUACUGGCUGAAUGUUGCCGUGGCUGGUGGUUCGGUCGUCCUCUUCGCAACCUGCUAUUUCCCCCCAAACUUCCACAUGAUCAACAGCGAGUUGAGCAGAUGGCAGGAGGUCAAGUCAUUAGAUUACGGGGGAGUUUUGUUAUACUUUGCUGGUCUUAUUCUGGUACUUCUCGGCUUCACAUGGGCUGGCGGGUUGUAUCCCUGGCACAGCGCCCGCGUUGUCGCUUCCCUAGUUAUCGGUGGUCUUCUGCUCGUCGCAUUUGGAGUGUACGAAACAUACAUGCCACUACGACAGCCCCUUCUCCCCGUUCGGCUUUUCAAGAUUCGAAAUAUUGUCGUUUGCAUCUUUAUUGGCUCGACCAUGCAAAUGGUUUGGCUCGUGCUGAACAUAUUUUGGCCCAUCCAGAUCACCCUGCUCUUCACGACGAACGAAAUCACCAUCGGCCUACUUUCUUGUACUACGGGCAUAGCCCUGGUGGGAGGUGAACUGUUUUUCGCACCUUUGUUCAAAAGGGUUGGUUGUCUCAAGUGGCAGAUGGUGCUCGCUUGUAUAAUGACUGCAGCUUUCUGCAGCGGUAUGGCUGCGGUGACGUAUAAGAGGGAGAGUCUCGCGAUAACGUUCACAGUGUUGGCCGGCCUUGCAAAUGGGUGGGUCAACCUCGUCACAAUCGUUGUCACCGGGCUUGUGGCUCCCCCCAACGAUAUUGGUGUCGCCCAGGGCUUCUUCGGGUCGACAAGGUUGACUUUUGGUACCGUUGCUGUCAGUAUUUUUCUGGCCAUAUAUUCGAACAGACUCGGUGUCUUUCUGCCUCAGGAAAUAACACCUGCAGUUGAAGCUGCCGGCUUACCCGCCAGCAGUAUUCCAGACCUGUUCUUAGCACUCGCAAACGGUACUUCAGCGGCUAUGGAGGCAGUACCUGGAGUGGAUAUCGCGGUUUUGAAUGCAUUACAGUUCGCAACAAGGCAAGCAUACACCCAUGCUUUCAAGAUUGUAUAUCUAGCGUCUUUGGGCUUCACGGGCAUCGGCUUAUGUUCGGCAUUCUUCCUCAAAGACGUGAAUGAUUAUCUUACCAACUAUGUCAACAAGACUCUUCACAAGCCCACCCUUGUGAUAAGUCAGAAAGAUGAGGUAUGA